AUGGCGGACCCCAGCUGGCGCCGCGCCUGCGACCUGCUCGCAAAGCACCUUCAGUCGCUGGGGCAGAAGAUAACAGCGAUACGGCGUAUCUCUAACCGGCGCAGCUCCAUCGAGGAAAUCAAGAGAGAGCGCGAGGAGGUGAAGCGCAUCACACAUGACGCCAACGUUACCGAUGUGCAGGAUAUUCGCAAGAUAGUUAAGUCAUUUGAGCGCUUCAUACUACUCGACAAGAGCCUUAGCGACGAGGGUAGAAAGCUUGCCAAAGACGCUGAAGUGAUUCUCAAGGAUUAUGAGAGGACCUGCAACGACUUCUACCGUAAGUGUAUGGAGGGCGAGUCUGCACGGGGCGCUCAAAGCAGCCGCGCGCUUCAGACAUUCCGUGAGGCAAGCGAGGAUGACGAUGAAAUCGAAAGGCAGUCGCUGCUGGCCAGAGAGUCUCCGCAACGGGUUCAGUUUGAGCGCGACAUGUACGAGGAGCUCAUGCUAGAGCGCCAGCGCGAGACAGGUGAAAUCGCGGACAACGUGCGGGACAUCCACGAAAUUUUCCAGCAUAUCAGCGGGAUGGUCAACGAGCAAGGAGAGCAGCUCGAGGUCGUCGACAAUAACCUCUCUGCGGCAGAGCGCGCUACUCGCAACGCCUCGCAGCACCUGCGCCGCGCGCAGCAGUAUCAAACAACGUCCUCCCGGAACAAGAUUCUCUUCAUAUGCAUGCUGAUCAUGCUUGCCAUCGUUAGCAUUGGCCUUCUCCUCAGCUGA
This is a messenger RNA of Leishmania braziliensis MHOM/BR/75/M2904, 756 nucleotides long. RefSeq names its product QA-SNARE protein putative. The record is from RefSeq and is a predicted model, not a curated record. Lineage: Eukaryota; Euglenozoa; Kinetoplastea; Trypanosomatida; Trypanosomatidae. Gene Ontology annotation, cellular component: membrane; SNARE complex; endomembrane system. Gene Ontology annotation, molecular function: SNARE binding; SNAP receptor activity. The transcript has a single exon. Gene Ontology annotation, biological process: vesicle-mediated transport; intracellular protein transport; vesicle fusion. The coding region runs from base 1 to 756 and encodes 251 amino acids.